GUGAUCAAACUUAAGGAAGAGCUAGUCCGUACUCGCGAGGAAUGCUUUUCGUCCGAAAAUGCCAACAAAGACCAUUCAGUUAAGCUAAGCGAGCGCCUACAAAUGAUGACGAACCGUUAUCAAAAUUUAGAACGUCGACGCCAACUGGAGCUGCAGGGUUACCGAACUGACAUUGCAACAUUGAAGAAGAAACUGGAGGAAGUGGAAAAACAACUACAAAAGGUCACCCUGGGUUCCACCGAGGCUGUUAAUGCCCCGGGCCUACGCGGCGAUGUCGACAUCGCCAUCCUGAAGCAAGUGAAGUCAUCCACCCUUAAAACAACACAACUGAUGAAUGAACUGAAAAACUUGAAACUCAUGAUGUACAGAAUCGAAGAUGACAUGCGCAAAAUUUGACUUAUGAACCUGAAAGCUCUGCUCCAGUCUUUCCUCUCUUUUGGUCGAUUGCUAUUGGCACUUGUGUGCAACCAGCUUUCCUUCGCAUAACCUUUACUCAGCCCUUUCCGCCCGGUUACCCAUGUUGAUCCUUCACACUGUGAUGCGUUUGCGCGCUUUUUUUACAGUUUCCUGAUGACUUGCUCACUACUGUGCCUUUUGUACACGAUGAGGACAAUCCACUUGUUAUCCCCCACCAUUUAAUACUGUAUGAGUAUUCUCUGGUUCUGGGCUAUCGCUCCUUGCCAAUUAUCCGUGUACGCUGUAGAUCCAUGAGACCGAUAAGACAGUGUCUACACAAUUG
Dicrocoelium dendriticum is the source of this 739-nucleotide messenger RNA. Lineage: Eukaryota; Metazoa; Platyhelminthes; Trematoda; Plagiorchiida; Dicrocoeliidae. The record is from the annotation of a GenBank genome assembly.